UCAAUAUUCAGAAUGCUUAGUUACGAAGAAUUGGCAGUUAAAGCUUCACAGUUGGAUGAGAAAAUCAACGAGAGUUUAGUAAAAAAGGAGUCACUUAAAACUCAAGAAUUGGUUUCAAACUCUAAAGCCAGUUAUCAGCGAAGUGCUUACUUGAAGAAGCUGCAUGAAAAGUUGAAUUUAGUGAUAAUGAGUAGAAAUAAAGCUCAUGAAGCAAACAAACGUUUACUGAGUGAUUUUGACAGGAUUCAAAAGCAUUUAGCCCUCAUGGAUUCAAAAACAGAAAUUUUAAUGUCUAAGGUCGAUAAUCAAAAGACUUUCUUGGACACUCAUUACCCUAACUGGCGUGAAAAGGCUAAUAUGUUUGUUUCCCCAUCGUAUAUCUCACAAGAGAAUAUGUUCAACAUGUUGGACACUUUGAGAUGUCGACUAAAGGAGUCAGAAAAUGUGUCAUUUCAGAACUUUCCUCCAAGCAGUAAGUUGAACUUAGAUGGCCAUCAAAGUCUUGCAUCAAUGUUGGUAAACGAGAAAAAUGGUGAAAGCAGUAUAUCUAGCCACAACUCUAAGUUAAAUAAAGAUGUCAGUACGGAAAAUAUUGUCAAGAGUGAUGAUAAAAAAAGAACUAAUCCCAAUCGAUCAAUCAAAGUUAUGACUCAGAAAGAGCCACAUAUAACCUCAAACAUCCAUGUUGAAAAAACAGAUACAUUAACUAACAUUACUGAAUCUGUUGAACUACCUUCAAAUUUAAGAACAGAUCUAACUGUUGGAACUGCUACAGAGGAGGCUCUUUCUCCUAGACAGAGCCUUGAAUUCUCAGCUGAGAAUACAACUGAAGAUACAUCUGUUGUUGAUCCAUUACAAAAUGCUCAGAAGUUUUCAUACAAGCUACCUGAUACUAGGUAUGAUGAUGAAGAAUUGGAUACAGAUUUUUCUGAAGGCAACAUCGAAAACAUGCUUAGUCCUGCAAAAAAACCUGCCACGUCUCCAGUACAUUCACCCAAAGAGCAGCCAAGACGUAGCUCAAAAGAGAACAUUAUUGAUUCACCAGGUGGUUCAGUUGAUACUGUGAUUAAGUCACCACCUGGAUAUCAGAAAAACAAAGCCGCUGUUAAAUUGUCGACUCCUAUCAGCAAGAUGGUGGAUAACAGUGCUCACGAAGACACCGAACAAGACCACAUCAGUAAGUCUGUCAUUACCCCGAACAAAAGAAAAUCAGCACUAGAUCGGUUAAAUGAGUCCUCAGAUUCUGACAUUGCGUUCAAUGACAAUAGUGUACACAAAGAAAGGUCUGCUCCCGACAGUGAGGAUGAUUUUGAUUUUUUUGACUGAAUUAAAUAUGAUCUAUUACAGAUUGUAAACUUUUCCUGAGAUUUUCCUGUAAGUUGUGUUGGAAAGUUGCCGCGGUGAGAGUUAAUGACCUGUAAUAUUACUAUUAACAAACAGUUUACCAUUGACAAUAGUUUUGUGCCACCAGCAGUUUUAUUGUAUUCAUUCAGUACCUUCAAUGUGAACAAAACAUAUUGUGGACAGUGCAUAAGAGUAAUACAAGAGUCGCCUCAUUAUCGUGUGUCCAUAAUAAUCCUCACUGUUUACUGUGCAUUUUAUCUCCCUCUCAUUGAAUAAGUUACUGAGUCUUGUUAACCUACGUAACUUUUAUUUGUUAUUAUCCAUAUAUUUAAACUUAUGGUGCCCC
Messenger RNA from Bolinopsis microptera, 1690 nucleotides. RefSeq lists its product as uncharacterized. Lineage: Eukaryota; Metazoa; Ctenophora; Tentaculata; Lobata; Bolinopsidae. The transcript has 2 exons. The record is from RefSeq and is a predicted model, not a curated record. The coding region runs from base 13 to 1326 and encodes 437 amino acids.